AUGACCGGCUUUCGGCAGGAGGCGGAUGACCCGAACAGCCACUACUGUGAAAAUCGCAGCAGCCCCUCUUGGGGUCUACGCUGUCAUUGGCCAAAGAACAUCAAUCUUCCCAAAAAUGUCUUCGUAGUAAGAUCGGCCGGCCUGGAUAUAGGACCUGCGCCGACGCCCUACAACUGUCCGUCGGUUGCCCUGCACGCCUGGGAAGAUCCGAACGAGUGCGAUCGUUACGUUCGUUGUGAGAAUGGUACCGUAACCGCUGCCCAGUGCCCGAAUGGCCUCGUAUUUAGCCCUACCGGAGGGGCGUAUGACUUCUGCGACUUCAACUGGAAAAUCGACUGCGGCAAAAAGAAGGUUCCUCCUCCAGAAUCCUCGCCUGGCUGCUAUUAUCAAUGGGGUCUAUACCCGGCUGACAAUUGUGUGCAGUACGUGCGCUGCGAAUUCGGAGUUCCAUACGUGAAGGAUUGCGAGCAUGGCCUCGCUUACGACGACAAAUCAAAAACGUGCAACUGGCCCGACCUCGUUGACGGAUGCGACUCUGAGUCAAUCGUUGGUUUCCGUUGCCCCGACUAUUCAGAAGGACUUUCCGCUAAGUUCGAGCCCUAUCCGCGUUACCUUCAUCCCGGAGACUGUACCAAACUCAUCACCUGCGUAAACCAGAUGCCCCGUCUCAUUAACUGCGGACCAGGCACCGGGGUGUCCCCAUACUCGCUUACUUGCGAAGACUACCGGGACGUUCCUGAGUGCAAAGCGGCCGCGGCGACCGCCAACUACAUUAAGAAGAAGUAGUACUUGAGCUGCGAACGGAAGCGUACAGGUGCCAACGGUAAACAGGACAAAUAUACGAAGCAAAAAAAGGGAUUCGUUGUCGCUGCUGCUGCUGCUGCUGCUGUUUCAGCAGACGCCGCGUCCGCCGAUGCGGUCCGGCCGAACGCGAUUUUAACGCUAAUCACAAUAAAAAUAAGCCGAAAAUGAGAAAUGUCAAUUUCAAGCCAGCUCUUCUUUGCUAUCAUUGCGACAACAGUACACCAUGACCAUGCCAUCCCCUAUACUAGAUAUGCUAUCGUGGCAAAGGAUAUCCAAUCCAUUUAAAUCUAUUGUCUAUUUUUACACGUAUUAAUACCGACAAAGGAAACGAGAUGAAGAACGGAAAACCACAAAAUAGUUUAGGGCAAAACCGGCGUAAUUUUCAGGAAAAAAAGUAUAACAAUUAUGCUCUCAGGAUGCUUAUAACACCGCCUCAACCAAAAAAAAAAACAACAACUUAGUAUUUAAACGUAUUUAAAUGUAUGUCAGGUCGAUACAUUUGCGUUAAGUUGCUGUUAUUUAACAUCGACCGACAAUACACAACGACGUUUACAGUAACAAAAUCAACAGAACAGAAUAAAUGAUACAUAAUAGGUGUGUUCUA
Molecule: messenger RNA, 1408 nt
Organism: Varroa destructor (honeybee mite)
Lineage: Eukaryota; Metazoa; Arthropoda; Arachnida; Mesostigmata; Varroidae
Product: protein obstructor-E-like
Cellular component (GO): extracellular region
Molecular function (GO): chitin binding
Source: RefSeq, a predicted model, not a curated record